GAUCGGUGACAGAUUUGCAACAAAUCGCGUUCCGAAAAAAAAACGAAUUUUACGAACAAAAGUGAUUUCAAAGUGCGAUAUUUUAUGCAAAAUUUGUUCCGCUAGUGGCUGUGAAACAGGUGGACGUAAAAGUUUUCAGGAAGAAAAGGUUUUUCGUCGGAAUUUUGUGAAAACAAGAUCGUGACCACUUGUUGGAUUAGUUUUUUUUUUCUUGGGAAAAAGUGCAUCAAUGUGGUUGUGUGUUACUACAUAUAAUAUGCUUAUAUAUAAAGUUGAGGCAAUUUAGAAACGACAAAACUUAAAAAUCGAAGUAAAGUUUUCUAAAAUAUGCGUUUAGUCACGAAUAACUAAAAACCAUGGAGCCUGUUUUUAUCGAUGAACGGCAGGACAUACAGAAAAAGACAUUCACGAAAUGGAUCAACGGCUAUCUUGCCAAAUCGAACGCGGCUCCAAUCAAUGAUUUGUUCGAAGAUCUGCGAGAUGGGCACAAAUUGCUUUCCUUGUUGGAGGUGCUAACCAAUCGCACAUACAAACGCGAAAAAGGCUGCAUGCGAGUGCACCAGAUCAACAAUCUCAACAAAGCACUAACCGUGCUUCAGGAGUGCGGGGUUAAGCUAGUCAACAUAUCCAGUGAUGAUAUAAAUUCGGGAAAUGCAAAACUCACGCUGGGACUUAUAUGGCUGAUCGCGCUGAGCUUCGACGGUCAGAAGCUGGUCAAUUCCCAGGCCGUCAGUGGAAUCGAGAAAUCUCUACUAAACUGGGUACGGCAGUUCGUGGAAAAGCAUGGAAUAAAGGUUACAGAUUUUUCAUCCAGUUGGUCAGAUGGAACGGCAUUUCUGGCCAUUCUUGCUGAAGCCAUUGCAUCGUUUGAUUUGCAGGCAGCCCUCAAGAAGCAUCCGAUUGCCCGGCUUCGUAUGGCGUUUGAUUUGGCAUACCGAUACCUGGGCAUAGAACAGCUGCUCGACCCAGAAGACGUCAACACCAAUAAGCCGGAUAAGAAGUCCAUUCUGAUGUACGUAAUGUGUCUGUACAAUGCUAUCGAUUCGAAGAAGUUGGAACUCCAGGGUAGUGUUCAGCAUUUAGCACAGCAUGUUGAAAGUAUGGAAGAGAUUCAACUACUUUGCGAGAAAGAAAUUGAAGAUGACGAUACAGACGAGGACAGCAAAAACAACAACGGCUUGGCAAGAAGUGAAGAAACAAUUACGGAGAAUGAUGAAGAAAUGUCUUUGCCCCAUGCUGGUAAUUUGGCACAUCUGGAAGAGAUAUCACUAGCUCAGUCUAUUGAUGAUUUACGUAAUUUCAAUCGGGAGAAUAAAAUCAAAAUGUUGUCUCAAACGAAACCUAUUGUACAGAGAUUAGAGCAUGCGGAAGCUAUAGGUUCGAACCUUAAAACUGGUGACUUAGUUCCGAUACCUGAUAAAACCGAUUCUUUCUACUGGGAGCCAAAAUCUUCCCGUCCAGUUUCAACGGCUACGAAUUUCUCAGUAGAGUUUAGUGGCUACCAAACGGCUGUGGAGGAAGUGCUAACGAUGCUGUUGGAAGCUGAAGAAUUGUUUUCAAAAGAAAUGGACGAAGCUCAAAGUUUAGCUGAGACCAAGAAGCAGUUCCAUGACCAUGAACAAUUUAUGGAAAAGCUAUCUGAAUAUCAGACAUUUGUCUGCGGUGCACUCGAUGAAGGAUCAAGAUUAAUCAGUGAGUCGCAAGCCAAUCCUGGAUCCCACGGCUUAGAUCUAGAAGGGCAAAAUGAAAUCAAACAGCAAUUGUUUUUGUUGAACGAGCGAUGGGAAAUGCUGCGGGUGAAUGCCCUGGAGAGACAAUCAAAAAUUCAGAAAAAGCUGGCCUUUUUGCAAAUGGAAAAAAUCGACAAACUAAAGAACUUUUUGACUAUGAUCGAGGAUAGGAUCUCCCAUAUGUCGGACGUGGGCCCCACUCCAGUACAACUAAAAGCUCAGCUCGAGCAACACAAGGUUUUGAAGAACGAUAUGGAGGCACAGGAGAAUUUAGUAGAUAGCUUGAGUAACCUGGUUAUUAUUAUUGAUUCAGAUUGUUUCAGUGAUUUGGAGGAUAAGUUGUCAGCAUUAGAGGAACGGUGGUUGCAUCUUAUAAAGUGGAUAUCAAAUCGAUGGGAGAAGUUACAAAGUUUGAGUCUACGGUGGACUAAACUUUCAGAGCAAUACAGGAUCAUACGCCGUUGGAUAGAGUCACGGGAAUACAAUCUGAAGAAAAUGGAAAUGGACGAAACGGUUGAAAUGGGCGCUAUGAUGGACAGGAUAAAAUGCUUGCAAUAUUGCAAACAGGAUGUGCAAGCCCUUGGCGUAUGUUUGCAAGAGCUAGAAGCAUCAGCCCAGUCGUUGAACGACGAAGGAUACUCUACGUUGAAUAUUUUGCCAGAGGUGGAGCACUUGAAUGACAUGUGCGAUGCGUUAAAUCAAAUACUGGAAGCGCAAGAGGCACGAGUCGAGAACAUGGGAUUUCAAGUACCCAAGGUAACAUCUAGCAAUGAGCACUCAAAUUCGCUUAUCAAACCUAGUUCAUGGGAAGAUUUUCAAAUGAAAAUGUGUGAGGAGACUCUUCCCGCUGUAGAUAUUAUGGUGGACAAUCUGGACAGUUCAGAUUAUUUGCCGCAAUCGGAGAAAAAGCGCAAAAUUGAACAACCCGAAGCAGUAGUGCAACUAAAUGAGCUGAUGUAUGAUAUAAAAAGCUCUUUGGAUGAAUGUUUUGAUCACUUGCUCGAAUUUGAGAAAACUGACUUGAAAAAAAGGUUAUCAUUAUUAGAACAAGUUGAAGCGCUGCUUGAAAAGCGAAAGGAAGACCAUUGUAAUGCAAAGAAAAUAUUACAAAAAUGUCAAAAUCUUUCAAACGUUGAUCUAACUAUCGAAACCAAUCAACUAACUGAAAUGGGUGAUACGAUUGAUUCACUCAAAACAAAGUUAGAUGAACUUAGUGUCGAAUUGCAGCGUUUGGUUGUAAAGGAUAAAUUUAGUAGAAGCUUGACAGGUUUUAAAUUGGUUUUAGCAGAUACUCGUGAUUGGUACCAACAGAAUUCGGCCAUUGUAAAAACUGAAGAUCUCGAAAAGCGGCUGUCCGACAUGGACUCCUUCACAGAUGAAAUAGAAGAAAAUCGUCAAAUCACAUAUACAUACGUUGGGGAAGAUUGGGACGCUUGGAAGCAGGACAUGGAACUGUUUGUGGAAAGUUGGAACGACAUGAAGAACUCUAUCAAGCGUAUAAUAAUUGACAAAGGAGGCUUCCACGGGUUCAGUGAUCAAAUACAAUCUAUGCAGCAGCUGGUUGAUCAGAUUCAGCAACUACCAAUCGUUUAUUAUAAUCUCGAUGACAUGCAUCAGAACUUGGAUAACAUGCAUUCCAUCAAAACCGUUUACAAUCAUCAAGUAGAUGAUGGAUACGGAGAAGUGAAUGCUAAACUCAUGACCGAUAGCAAGUAUUCUCAGUUGGCAGCAUCGUGGUCAAAUGUUCCACAAUCCUUAAAUGAUUGUAUCAUCAAGCAGAAUAUUGCUAUUGAGAACUUGAAUCACUUCAACUCUGAAUAUGCAGAUGUUGUCAAUACACUGGAUAAAAUCGAGCAGAGCCUCAAGAACGAAAUGUUUAUCUUGGGAGAGAUCAAAUCACUGGAAAUUAAAAUCAAAGAAUAUGACCAAUACGCGACGGAUCUUAAAAAGGCUGAUAUUGACAUAAUUAGCAUAAAGAAUUUUGCUGAAAUAAUUGUUAAAAACUGUAAAGAUCAAUCUAAAAAUGCACUUGCGGCUUUGAUUGAUGUGGUGUGCGGAAGACAUGUAGCCAUCUCGAAACAGUACCGCGAAAAUCUGACUAAAUUGAAUCAAGUUAAAAGUACUACGGAAAACAUUCUCUCCAAGGUGCAUGAAACUGAACUAUGGCUGAAUGAUUUGGAAUUGAACACACCCAAAAGUUUAAACUCGGACAUCAAAAGCUUGAACGAGCUGUACCAAAUCAAGUCCAAGUUUCAUAUACUUAAAGAAACUUGUGAGCAGCAGACGCUAAAGUUUCGGGAGUUGAACGAGUCCGGGAACGAAGUGCUGCUGCAAAUCGAUGAACUUAUUCUUAACAAAACCGACAAUAAGGUAUCCUACCUGGCAAAAAAGUUCACCAAGCUAAACGCCCGUUGGAGCGAGGUCACCUCUCUGGUGUAUACGCGCACUGCCCUGCUCGAGCACAUCUCUAGCCAGAUGGGGGAGUUUAAGACGCUGAUCGUGGCCGAAACUGGCUACUUGGACAAGCUGGACAAACUGUUAAGAAAGAGUCCGGAAAAUGCUGCAGAUGCAGAGGAAAUUUCGGAAGAGCUCGAUGACAUUGAAAAUUACAUUCGCAAUCACCCCCAAGCAAGAUAUGAUAAAAUUAUAUCCAUUGGUAAAGAACUAUGCAAUUUGGAAUUCAUGGUGACAUCAAUUGAAGAAGACCUUCGUAGCGUGAGCGAUAGAUGGGAAAGCUUGAAGGUUCAGGCACAUCAACAAACUGUGAAAUUAGAACAAGCUGUCAAAGAAGCACAGUCGUCCGAAAGUCAAGUUUCGUGCUUGCAACAAUGGAUUUUUCGGGUGGACGGAAUUUUAAACGAUUUCAUUGAAAACGAUACAACUAUUGAGGACGUCCCGCAUGAUUUCCAAAAGCUACAAGAAGAGUUCAACCACCACGAAAAAGUGUUGGUCGAAAUGACCAAAAAAGUAGAUCAUUAUAAGAAGGAGGGCAAACUGGAAGCUGCCAACCGAUAUCAGGAUCAAGUAAAGCUGCUGCAGGAACAGUUCAAGGCUUGUCUUCAAAAGUUGAAUCGGCUGACAUCACCUCAAGCAAUGUUCGAAACGAAAUUAUCGCACGCCUUGGCAGAGCUUCGAAGUGUUGAAAAGAGUGCCGUAAUUUUAGAUACCUCGUCCGCUGGCCCGGCCCAUUUGCAAGAUCAAUUCCAACACUGCUUGAAGAUGUAUCGAGUCCUGUCGGAAGUGAAGGGUGAAAUUGAGCAGGUUAUUCGGACGGGUAGGAAGGUGUGCGACGACAAAACCACAAAAAACCCUACAAAGCUUAGCCAGCGUAUUGACACAUUGAAACAUUUGUACAACUCUCUUGGUGAAACGGUGACACAGUCAAAGAUAGUUUUGGAAAAUUUGUUGAAAAUCAUGCGAAACGUGGAGGAAAACUUGUCACACGUAGAAAACUGGAUCAACGCUAAUAGCGCUGUAAAACAGUCAUCGGAGGACGAAGAACAAGCGAUGCAGGAAAAACUGAAUGUCUGCAAUGAUCUUUAUGACGAAUACAAAAAGGUAUGCGAUCCGUUAUACCUGGAGGAUCUGCGAGCCCAGAUCACCGAUGCUGAAAAACGUUUCAGAGAAAUUAGAAAUUCGGAUGUGAAGAAGAAAUUAACUCAUAUGAAGAACACUUUGCAAAAUGUUGACUCAGUGGGAAUCGAUGUAUUGAGAUCUAUGGAACAGGAUCUAAAAACUGUAGAAACUCAUAGUGACGCAGAAGUUGAAGUACUGCUUGAGAAAGUGUCCCAGAUAUUACAGAGUCGCAUCGAGACGCCAAAUGCAAGUAAGUUGGGAGAAAAGAGUUUCAAGGUCGUCUCUCCAGGUGACCAGUCACCAUUGAGCCCGAUCGGGACAUAUCGAUACGAUUCGUACAAAAAGCUCACCUCUCUCGAGCAACGAGUGAAUGAAUUCGACAAAACGGCUAAAUAUAUGAUUAAAAAGUUAGAGCAAACGCGUGAGAAAAUCGACAACUGCGAAGAUGGGCCCAGUGUGGUGGAGAAUCUAAAAUUGACCAUUGCUCCAGAUGCUGCCACGCUUAUCUCCCAAGGAGAUACACUGAUUUUGGAAACACAUGGCAAGUCCAAUGUACUGACUCAACGUUUGAUGGAUACACAGGCGCAACUGCGGGAUAAAUUCAAGGAAGUUCAAAAUUCAAGAAACUAUUCUAAUAAAACAAUACAACAUCCAGUAAAUUUAAAUGAAAGCGAUUGUUCGAACCAUGAAUACUCGCAUCCGAAAGAUAUAGAUCUCGAAGAAAUAUCGUCCAAAGUGCUAAAGCGAAUUGGGGAUUUGCUGGCAAAACCUCUAAGCAAGGAUAAUGAAAUAGAGCUAACCAAACGCAUACUGGACAUCAAGGAGCGUCAAGAGGAAGUCAAGUUGGCUAUUGGCGUUGCAUCGCAGACGACGCCUUCAGAAAAGGUAUCGAAUACGAUGACCAAUCUCGAAAAGGGCAUGAGAGACUUAUCGGUCCAUUUUGAUGAAACCAUAGCGGCGUUAGUUUGUUUAAACAAAAGUGGAAGCCGAGAAGCAGCAAACAUGCUGAGUGAGCACGAGUCUUUGAAAAUUCUUGCAAUGCUGAAUGAAUCAUCUCCGUACAAAGGGAUAUCAGAUCAAUCGGAAACUGUUCAAAACGAUACCGUCCACGAUAUCAGUAGCAGCAGUAUCUCCAAUGUGAUUCGAAGUGCUCAAGUGCUAUUAACUACUCCGAUGGAUGAUAGCUCUAAAGAUAACUUGAAUAGAAGACUUGUGAUAGUACAGAAAAAACAAGAAGAGCUCGGGUUGAUUGCAGAAUCGCAAUCAAAUCUACAAAAUAUAGAAAACAUGGAUGUUUUGGAAAAAGUCACAAAGGAAUUGUCGAUGCAUUGCGAUGAAGUUGUUAAUGCACUAGCAGCAUUAAAUCGUAGUCGCAUUGACGAAUGUGGCGAAAGUUACUCCCAUAGUUUUGAAAGCCCAGCUAAUACAAGUGAUAAUCAAGAAAUGAAGGGGUACGUGCCAGGUUCAUUUGCAGCAAAGUCGCGUGCUAAGGUCGUGGCCACAGCUUUGACCAACAAUUUUGACAGAUCAGUUGCACAAAUUACUGAUUGGCUGGAAAUGGAACGAGAUGCUCAAGAAGCAUUGCAUUGUAGUUGGUGACAGCGGCAUGAUUUU
Messenger RNA from Armigeres subalbatus, 6920 nucleotides. RefSeq names its product dystrophin, isoforms A/C/F/G/H-like. Gene Ontology annotation, molecular function: actin filament binding. Lineage: Eukaryota; Metazoa; Arthropoda; Insecta; Diptera; Culicidae. Gene Ontology annotation, cellular component: plasma membrane; cortical actin cytoskeleton; cell junction. The record is from RefSeq and is a predicted model, not a curated record. Bases 357 to 6905 code for a protein of 2182 amino acids. Gene Ontology annotation, biological process: actin cytoskeleton organization; neuron development. The transcript is spliced from 15 exons.